AUGACCCACUACACGUGGAUGCCACAUCCUUUCUUCCUCACCUAUCGCGCGAAUUUUCAAUGCCGGUCCACUGCGAUCAGGGUGCUGGAGGCUCUUGGGCUUGCAGCUCGCAUGCUUGGAGCCCUUGUGUUUUUCGUCCGCCGCGCCGUCCUCCCCGCACCUCGAGCGACCGCGUCUCCCACCCCCGUCUGGAUCCGCCGCCAUCCCGCAUCCUCCGCCGAGCCGUGCCGCCAUCAUCACCGCACCCGGCCUUUCUCCUCUCCGCCGCGCCCUCCUCUCCGCGCCGUUCGAGUCCACACGCGGUUCGCCGACGAAGAGGCCCAGGCCGCCGCGCUCCGGGCCCGCGCCGGCCGGCUCGAGUGCGCGCCGCCCACCGCGACUAGCUGCUCAACACUCUCCUCGUCGCUACGGGCAACGGCCGUGAGGAGGAGGACGCGCGGGAGGCGCGACAGCGUCAGAAUCAGCCCGUCUGAUCCGGCCGAGGCCUACGACGACACGGAUGUGGAGGCUCUGUCCGCCGCCGUCGCGCUAUAUGCCCUGCCCCUGCUCGCCGAGCCCUGCCUCUCGGUAUCUCCAUCCAUGUACGCUGCCGGGGACCCUGCAGGUCCAAGCUUGUCGGCGAGGGGGAGCGCAGACAGCAGCCUAGCCCGUCAUGGCGUCCACCAAGGUGCAGCGGAUCAUGACCCAGCCCGUCAACCCCAUCUUCCGCUUCCUCCAGAGCAAGGCGUGCAUCCAGAUCUGGCUCUUCGAGCAGAAGGACAAGCAGAUCGAGGGCAGGAUCAUCACUUUGUUCCAUAGCAACGCACGAGUAAUUUACUAGAGCGAGCGGCGUCGUGGUGAUCUCGCUGGCGAGUGACAGGAGGAGGACGACGGGCUGAGCCGAAGGAGGGCGAGGCGUCCACAUGCAGGAGGCUCCCCGGCAGAUCGGGGAGACAGUGCCAAGGCAUCACACCUCCAUUUUCUCGAAGCAGGGCAUGUGUGCUAUUUCUAAAAAAAGAAGCUUCCCUGUUGGCUGGCAUCCCUGAUGCUACACAGGAAUUAUGUAGAAAAAGAAAUGGCAUGUCAUAAUUCUUUGGAUGUAGACCAGUAGGGUCAAUUACAAAUUGUUGGCUGUAAAUGACUUUCAGUUUCUAGCUUUCAUAAAAUUUAGAUUUAACAGUAUGAUGUGGUUGAUGGUGGUCCUAUCUGCUGGUUCAAAUUAUCAUGUUGGAUAAUAUUGCUUUUACUAGCAAUUGCAGUGUUCUUACUAUUUUAUUUCCACAAAUAUCAUCAUGUUUUGCUAUUGAUGUAAUGCUAUAUUUGUUGACUGAAAUUAAACCCUUCAGUUGC
Molecule: messenger RNA, 1329 nt
Organism: Triticum dicoccoides
Lineage: Eukaryota; Viridiplantae; Streptophyta; Magnoliopsida; Poales; Poaceae
Exons: 4
Coding region: 1-798 (265 amino acids)
Source: RefSeq, a predicted model, not a curated record